Molecule: messenger RNA, 1524 nt
Organism: Daucus carota subsp. sativus
Lineage: Eukaryota; Viridiplantae; Streptophyta; Magnoliopsida; Apiales; Apiaceae
Product: probable pectinesterase/pectinesterase inhibitor 20
Exons: 2
Coding region: 10-1422 (470 amino acids)
Biological process (GO): cell wall modification
Molecular function (GO): pectinesterase inhibitor activity; pectinesterase activity
Source: RefSeq, a predicted model, not a curated record
UACCUUGUCAUGCAUUUCUUAACUCACCUUGUGUCUCUGUUUUUGGUGCUCUCUGUCCCCUCUCCUCUUAUAUUGGCGUCCAAAGACGCAGUCUGUAAUGACACUCCUUUUCCAACCUUUUGCAAAUCAGUUUUACCAUCAAAUGACUCUUUUUCCAUACAUGACUAUGGUAGAUUCUCGAUUAAUCAAUCGAUAUCGUCAGCACAAAACUUAAUGUCAUUAGUACAGAGUUUUCUUGAUCACCAGGACACUCUGUCUGAAUAUAUGAUCAAUGCUCUCGAAGAUUGCAGACUUCUCGAAAGCUCAAACAUUGAUCACUUGUCGAAAACUCUGGAGAGUAUUAGUUUGACGGAUAGUUUAGCAAGUUCAGAAGAUGAAGAUGAUUUGUUGACAUUGCUUAGUGCAAGCAUUACUAACCAACAAACAUGUUUAGAUUGUCUUGAAUCAAUAUCCUCCCCUUCUAAUCCUAUAAGCUCACUUCACGCGCCGUUAUUCAAUGGAACCAUGCUAUACAGUGUAUCACUUGCUAUUUUUAGGCAUGGAUGGGUUUCGGCUACAAGACAGAGGAGAAUUCUGAUAGAGCGAAAGCUUGGUAGAAGGCCAACAUCUCCUGGCCUGGUGCUUUAUCCUGGUGGUGAUGUUGUCAAGGUAAGUCAGACAGUUGUUGUGAAUUCUAGUGGUGGUGGAGAUUUUAGGACCAUCAGUGAAGCAGUAGCUGCAGCGCCUAAUAAUACGGAUGGAAGCAAUGGCUUCUUUGUGAUUCGUGCUGUGGCGGGGAUUUAUAAUGAGUAUGUUAAUGUAACAUCUUCGAAGAAGUAUUUGAUGAUGAUUGGAGAUGGUAUUAACAAUACAAUCAUUACUGGCAAUCGCAGCGUUGCUAAUAACAUCAGUACUUUCGACACUGCAACGCUUACUGUGACCGGACAAGGGUUUGUUGGUGUCAACUUGACCAUCCGUAACACAGCUGGAGCAGCCAAUCACCAAGCGGUGGCAGUUCGAAGUAAUGCAGACCUUUCAGCAUUCUAUCGUUGUAGCUUUGAAGGGUAUCAAGACACCUUAUACCCUCAUUCUUUUAGACAAUUCUACAGAGAGUGCGAUAUCUAUGGAACUGUAGAUUUUAUAUUUGGAAAUGCAGCAGUUGUUCUUCAAAACUGCAACAUUUUUCCUCGGCUUCCUCUUCAAGGCCAGUUCAACGCAGUCACUGCGCAAGGCAGAACUGACAUAAAUCAGAAUACAGGAACCUCAGUACAAAAUUGUACUAUCACACCAGCCGAAAACCUGGGAUCAACUCGAACUUAUUUAGGAAGGCCUUGGAAGGAGUACUCAAGAGCUGUUUAUAUGGAGUCGUUUAUGGAUAGCCUAAUCCAUCCCGCUGGCUGGAGCGUAUGGUCCGGGGAUUUUGCCCUCAAUACAUCUUACUAAGCAGAAUUUAACAAUAGAGGACCAGGAUCAAAUACUAGCAACAGGGUUACUUGGGAAGGUUUCCAUAUAAUUAAUGCCACCGAUGCCGUGAAUUUCACAGUC